Molecule: messenger RNA, 1753 nt
Organism: Mangifera indica (mango)
Lineage: Eukaryota; Viridiplantae; Streptophyta; Magnoliopsida; Sapindales; Anacardiaceae
Product: U-box domain-containing protein 33-like
Exons: 5
Coding region: 579-1295 (238 amino acids)
Source: RefSeq, a predicted model, not a curated record
UACAUGUUCUUCUCCAACAAGUAAAAAAUACCUCUGAAAGGAUGAACACUGAAUGAUCAUACAAACUAGAAGAAAUUGAAGUUUUCCUCCACGUUUUCAAAAUGAAUUAGAAAGAUAGACCCAACUUCAUUUCAUAUGCACCAUUUGGAUGGUAAACGUUUUAGAUGGCGACACUGCACUAGACAGAAAGAAAGAAAAUUCCAAUCAAAAUUUCUUUUUACAAUUUGUGAUUCAAAUGUGAAGCACACACUGCACACUUUACAGGAUUUACUGGUUGCAGGAUCAUCCCCCACUACUGCUAAAACUUAGACAUAUGGAGGAGAAAAAAAGUAAAAUUUACAGGAAACUGAAAAAGAGAAAGGGCGGUUUGGGUUGUGACUUGUGACUUGUGACAUAUCCUAUAGCCUGCAAACCUUGACAAAAGAGAUUCUCUCUUUUCUCCUUUUCCUUUUUAUGGGCUUUGACAGUAACGACUUCUUCCUUAAAAAGCUGCCAACGCACUAACUCCAAUAUCUUGUUAUCUUCGCUCCCUAUUUUGUGUCUGAGGAAGCGAGAGACAGCCAGAGAAAGCUAAAAUUAUGGAAGAAAGAGAUAAGCAUGUGGCGGCAGACUCUAUGCAACAUCUUAAUGCAACAAUUAUGUCACCGGAGAUUGUGGAGAUCGGAGAAGAUAGCUUGAGCGUUGCCACAACUACGAGUGCUACUUCCACCGAUGUUUAUGUGGCCGUUGGCAAAGAUGACAUACAUGUCCUUAAAUGGGCUCUUGAUCAUGUUGUUUCACCUGGCACUCGGGUUUUUCUCAUCCAUGUUUUUCCUCGUAUAACUUUCAUCAGCACACCUGUUGGAAGAUUAGCAAGAAGUCAAUUGAAUGCUGAGCAGGUGAAGGUUUAUAUCAACGAAGAGAAUAACAGAAGAAGAAGCCUUUUGCACAAAUACAUCCGUCUGUGUACUGACGCCAAGGUGACAGCCGAGACAAUGCUUAUUGAGAGUGAUGUGACUGCUAAAGCAAUUCUCAAUCUCAUUUCUGUUCUCAACAUCACCACCCUUGUCGUGGGAACGAAACGCCGACCUUGUUCCUGGCGAUUAUGGAAAAAAAUGGGAAAAGGAGAAUUCAUCAAAAAGAAUGCUCCAGACUGCUGUGAGGUGAGCAUUGUUCAAGAUGGCAGCAAGGUUCGGGAGGGUCAAGAGCUAGCAGAGGUUCAUUCAUCGGUGCCUUCUAGACCUAGAAGGCCACAGAUUUCUCAACGUAACCUCUUCCAAUAUGCAUGUUGUUCAGGCAAGUACGAUCGGAGCUGAAAUCGUGUAGGACUGAUAAAAACCGAAGGCUGUAAGAGCUCUCAAGUUCUCAGUAAGGAGAUAAAUGUCUGGCAACAAUACGAAUAUGAAACAGAGCAGAGUCAUGGAAAGGCACAACACCACUAUCCCAAAGUAGCACAAAAUGAAGCUACAUUCAUGGAUGUAAUCCUGUUAAUAAGGUUGUGAUUGUGCAACCAGAACUGCAGAAAUAGUCAAAUAGGAAAUAUGGGUUUGAAAAGGCAGAGUACCUAACAAUGUUUUCAGGUUAGAUUCCAUGUUUGGCAAAAGAGGAGCCUGGUAGAAGCAAUAUGAAAGGUAUGCUUAACAGGCAUUUCCAGCAAGCCAAGAAUGGCUAGAUGUGAUAGUCCACUCAUUGUUAUUCAUGCUGUGUUUCAUUUUUUACUUCAAGAUGUUGACUCCUGAACUCCAGUUAUGAAAACUGACUAAUUUUUAGGCAA